Molecule: messenger RNA, 3537 nt
Organism: Lepisosteus oculatus (spotted gar)
Lineage: Eukaryota; Metazoa; Chordata; Actinopteri; Semionotiformes; Lepisosteidae
Gene: gnmt
Product: glycine N-methyltransferase
Biological process (GO): S-adenosylmethionine metabolic process; regulation of gluconeogenesis; protein homotetramerization
Cellular component (GO): cytosol
Molecular function (GO): glycine binding; glycine N-methyltransferase activity; S-adenosyl-L-methionine binding
Source: RefSeq, a predicted model, not a curated record
AGCACGCAGGAGGAUAUCGAAAACAGUCAGGUUGAAUCUUCCACGUCAGUGUUGUUCUUACAGCGAUUUCCAAAAGCCUUUCACAUUCUUUUAGCCUUAGGGUUUCCUCAUUUUAAGAUUUUUUUUUUUAGUUCAAAGUAGGGAAUAAACUCUCUGCAGUUAUGGUAGACAGCGUUUACAGGACCCGCUCCCUUGGUGUAGCUGCUGUCGGUCUACCUGAUCAAUAUGCCGACGGCAAGGCGGCCAAAGUGUGGCAGCUGUACAUCGGCGACACCCGGAGCAGAACGGACGAGUACAGAAGCUGGCUGCUGUCGCUGCUCAAAAAGCACGGCUGUCAGAGAGUGCUGGAUGUCGCCUGCGGAACGGGGGUGGACUCCAUCAUGCUGGUGGAGGAGGGCUUCAAGGUGAUGAGUGUGGACGCCAGUGACAAGAUGCUGAAGUACGCCCUGAAGGCCCGGUGGGAGAGGAGGAAAGAAGAAUCCUUCGACCAGUGGGUGAUCGAGGAGGCAAACUGGUUGUCUCUCCCUGAUGAUGUGGAAGUGCCAGGAAAUGGGUUUGACGCUGUCAUCUGCUUGGGAAACUCUUUUGCUCACUUGCCAGAUUUCAAAGGGGACCAGAGUGACCAGAAACUGGCACUGAAGAACAUUGCAAGCAUGGUGAAGCCUGGGGGGAUCCUCAUCAUCGACCACAGGAACUACGACUACAUCCUGGAAACAGGAAAGGCCCCGCAGGGCAAGAACACCUACUACAAGAGUGAUCUGACUCAGGACAUCACCACCUCUGUGCUGUGGGUGAACAGCAAGCCCCACAUGGUCACACUGGACUACACAGUGCAGGUGCCCCAACCUCAGGGCCAGCAGAGCACACCUGAGCUCAGCAAAUUCCGACUGUCCUACUACCCCCACUGCCUUGACAACUUCAAGCAGCUGCUGAUGGAGGCGUUCGGCAGGAAGUGUGAGCAUAGCGUCUUCGGAGACUUCAUGGCCUACAGCCCCGGGCAAAGUCAUGUGCCCUGCUACUUCAUCCAUGUGGUCAGAAAAACAGCUUAGGCCUGCUUCUGCUGGGCCUGCUGCUGACAUCAGGGCAGAGAGCUUCAUUUCUCUCUCUCUCUUUCUCUGUCUUGCUCUCCCUUUUACUGUACUUUCUGUCUCUGCUCUUCCUUCGUUCACCAGCUUGUCGGGGCUGGUCUAAGAACUAAGUAAUUAUCUGUCUCUUAAUUGUCCCGAGAUACACGCACAUGGCAGCAGAGCUCUGUGGAUGGGGGAAUUUGCCAUCGUGUCCUGUCAGCCUCUUCAGGGCUUACUGUGUGGGUUGAAAGCCUCUGCACAAGCUGUUUUUAACAGCUCGCUUCUGUAGACGCGCCACUGCCAAAGAACAUGAAAACAGUGCAUUUGAAUUCACGGGCAAGAUAGCCUGACUUCUGUAAUCUUUUAUUUUGGUGUUAACUAAAAUAUGCUCACAAAAAAUUGACAAAUAGCAGCUGUUCAAACUAUACUAUAUACUGUCUAACUUGUUUUAAACCUGUUACUUGUUACAUAUUCUAAUUUUAACACAUUGCUCCAGGCUUAUUAGGAUGGAAUGUAAGUAGAAAACACUGUACCUGAAUUUGAUACGGUAUAUCUAGCACUCAGUAGAAAAGCUCCAAGCAUUUCAAGGUACUAUUAAAGCAUACCAUAUGGGGAGAGAGGUUGAUCGUUUGGUAAUUCCAUUAAUUGGAAGUAUUUCUACGUGUUCUAACAACCAGCUGAUGGUUAAGUGCAUUUCCCAAAUUUGUUCAGAUAGCAUUUCAAAAUUAUUUAAAGAGCAUGAAAAGAUGUAUCACAGUUUUACUGCUACUGGGAAGGCUUCAUAGCUCUGGAGUCCUGAGUGUCAUUCCUUCUUCAUGGAGUUUGCAUGCGUUCCCUGUGUUCAAGGGGGUUUUAUCCAAGGGCUCCAGUUAUCCAACUAGCUUGUAUGCCUUUGGACUGAGGAAAAGAACCAGAGUUCCUUGUAGACACUCACACAUCCACAGGGAGAGCGCACAAGCUCCACGCAGAAGGCUCCUCAGGCCAGGAUGGAACCCAUGACAAGAAAUUCAAGUCAGCAUUUCAAACCACCAUGCUGCUGUGCCAACUGAGACCUGAAGUGACAUAUUCAAAAACGUUUUUGUUCAGUUUUUACCAUGUUAAAAUGUUAUGAUGUUACUCAUUACUCAAGUUCCAAAGCAAUAUAUAUUGAUUGGUUUAGUUAAAGUUGUACAUGAAUGUAGGCGGUACCAUAGCAUACAAGAAACAAAAUUUUACAUAUACAGUAUCCUUCUGUUUUUACUUACUCAGGAAAAGGUUUCAGUAAAACAAAUAUUGUUACUGAAAUAAAAUUUCAUUCACACUUCCACACUCUGAGACUCACUGCAGAGUGGCAUUUCAUAAUUGUUUAGAGAAAAAAAUAAAAUUGAACUGUGAUUUGAUUGAUUGUCUUGGUUUAGAUCUAUAAAAGUACAUAGCAAAAUAGGAGAACUCAGAUCUGUAUUGAAAUAUUUCUUUUGAUGGAGAGCUUUACAUUUUUGGAGCUUCAGAUAAGCAGUAUGAGAUCAUGUGAAAGGAUAGUUACAUUGUCUAAUUACAAAUAAGAUACACUAUGAGUCUGACAGGUACAGUAAGUGAUGCUUUUGGUGAGAAAAAUGAUGAUCUAGCUGCAGUGAAAGUAGUGCUGCCACCUUCUGUCUGUUUACAUUUCUGUUCCAUUUUCUGAGACGAUGCUUAACAUCUGUAUUUCUGACUUUUGAGAAUCUCUAGAGUGUUAUAGCUGUAAACAAAGGGCACUGCUGUUGCGCUGAGCUUGGCAUUUUCCAGCAUGAAUCUUAGUAGAAGUUUGACAUACAUUUCUCCUCCCACUUACAUUGCACUUAGUGGCUAUUCUCUCUCAAGUCCCUUGCCCAGUGAAACAUUCUAGCUGCGUUAUCCAAAUAAUUUCAGUCUGUUUUUUUCCUUAAAUGUUUAAUUCUUUGUAACAAAGUCCAAUGACUUCUGACAGCACAAAAGUCCAACAGAACUUCUAACUGUCAUUUGUAAGCAGUACUUACAGUACUUCACUUACAGUGAACAGCUGUAUUCUGCAACACGCAAAACUGAGUGAAAUAUUCAACUUGCCAUUCCAGCUGUUCAUUGUGGGCUAUCCUGCCACCUGCAGGAAGCUGAAAGGAACUUUCAGUACAGUAGUUAUUUUUAUUGGAGGUGUUGAAAUAUUUUAGGGGAGUUCUGAGUUACAAUUGUUACAGUCACCACAAUACUGUCGAAAAAGUUAUUUAAUGUGAGAUAUUCAUUUUUUCCUUCCUUCAUUCAAUUUUAUUUUUAAAAUGCAUUUACUCCACAUGUUUGAAAGUACUAUGUUACAAAUAAGAUGGCAUGCUUUGUUGAAAAAUCUUAAUGACCUGUUUACAAUGUUUGAAUCAGUGUGGUUAAUCCUGUAUUUGACUUGAAUGUACAGAAUGUACCCUUUUUGGCUCUUGUUAAUUCAUGUAUGUAGAGAACAAUAAACUGACUUUCCAAUUUCACUGCA